AUGGCCAGUUGGCAUCGCCCCAACCCUUCUGCUGGGCGCAAUUCUAUGCGCCCUCCUCCAAGACCAACCCAUAGCCAUAAUGUCUCAAUGACUGGGCGCGCACCCUCUCCGGCUUUAUCGACCACGUCAGGGACCACAUCCAACGCAGGAACAAAAAGAAAAGAAAGAGAUUUCGAACAUGACCAUGGCGAGGAGACCAACAUCAAUGUCGUUGUGAGAUGUCGAGGGCGAAGUGAGCGGGAAGUCCGGGAGAACAGUGGUGUGGUUGUAUCCACAAAUGGUGUCAAAGGAAAGACUGUUGAGCUGUCUAUGGGACCAAAUGCCAUCAGCAAUAAAACUUACCAGUUUGACAAAGUCUUCUCGCCAGCCGCGGACCAAGCCAUAAUUUUUGAAGAUGUGGUCGCGCCAGUUCUCACCGAAAUGCUCUCCGGAUACAACUGCACCAUUUUCGCCUAUGGCCAGACUGGCACUGGAAAGACAUACACCAUGUCUGGCGACAUGACUGACACUCUUGGCUUGCUCUCGGAUGCGGCAGGAAUAAUCCCGCGAGUUUUAUACUCGCUGUUCCAGAAACUGGAAUCAGACGAGGUCGAAUGCUCGGUCAAGUGUUCUUUCAUUGAACUUUAUAAUGAGGAACUGAGGGAUUUACUGUCGGCCGAUGAUUCCGUCAAGCUCAAGAUUUACGAUGAUGCAAGCAGAAAGAGCCAUAUUGCGACAACCGUGCAAGGAAUGGAGGAAUCUCACAUCAAGUCCGCAGCAGCUGGUAUCAAACUGUUGCAGGCGGGUAGCCAUCGACGCCAGGUCGCCGCUACGAAAUGCAAUGAUCUCAGUUCUCGAAGUCACACCGUGUUUGCCAUUACUACACAUUUGAAGAAAGUGAAUGACGCCGGAGAAGACUACAUCUGCUCUGGGAAACUUAACCUCGUCGAUUUGGCCGGUAGCGAAAACAUUCAGCGGAGUGGUGCCGAAAAUAAGAGAGCAGCUGAAGCAGGCUUGAUCAACAAAAGUUUAUUGACUCUCGGCCGUGUGAUUAAUGCUCUAGUGGACCGGAGCUCACAUAUUCCAUACCGGGAAUCGAAACUGACGAGACUACUUCAAGAUUCCCUGGGUGGGAGAACCAAAACAUGCAUAAUUGCCACAGUCUCCCCAGCAAAGAGCAAUCUUGAGGAGACCAUCUCUACGCUCGACUAUGCGUUCCGCGCUAAAAACAUACGAAACAAACCCCAGGUCAAUUCUCUGAUUUCCAAGAAAACACUAUUGAAGGAAUACACAGCAGAGAUCGAAAAGUUGAAAAGCGAGUUAAUUGCCACACGACAAAGAAACGGUGUGUAUCUUACCAAUGAGCAGUACGAAGAGAUUACCGUAGAAAGCGAAUCUCGAAGAAUCUUAAGCGAUGAGCAAAAGGCAAGAAUCGAGACCAUGGAAGCAAGCCUUCGAAACAAAGUUCAAGAAUUGUUCAGUCUUACAAACAAUUUCACUCUGCUGAAACGAGACAAUGAAGCAACACGAACUACAUUGGAAAGCACCAAGGAUGUCCUCGUCAAAACAGAAGCAGUGCUUGCCAAUACGCAGGAAAUUCUGGCGGAUGAAAACGCCCUCCGCGAAGCACAUCAAGCAACAGAGGAAGAACUCUUCGGUCAAGGCACCGAACUGGUCUCCACAAUCGGCCAAUCACUAAAUGAUAUCAACGGACUAGAGGCCAAGUUGCGACGCCGUUCGGAUCUUCAUACUCAAAAUCGGGAGUCGUGGAAAGCUUCUGUUGACCGAGUAGCAGACAUCUCCAGCAUGGUAGACGCUCGACUCGAAAGCUUCCAAGCUUCUCAUGCGGAAAUGAUUGCAACAAGCGCAAAUUCCAUCGAAAAAUUCCUGUCGACAGAAAGAACGCGACUGGAGAUAUCAGCAAGCACCAUGCUCACAAAGAUAUCUGAGCUGGAUCAAAAUGGUAAGGACGUGGAGAAUCAGUCUUGUAAUGAGCGAGAUGCGAUGAACAACGUCCUCGAAGAAAUCAAGGACCUUCGGGAGGAUGUGAAGGAAAAGGUCAGCAAGGGCUUGCAAGGUCUUUCAAGGGCAGCAGCAAAGAUCUCGGCAGAAGUCAUUUCGGAACUCGACCAGUUCCAUGCUCAGUUGCAUACAUCUUAUAGUGGCUUGGGCAAGGACUUCAAAACAUUGUUCGACGAGUUGACUCUUCAACUCUCUGUACAGCGCCAGGAAGCCGAUGAGCUACGAUCGGCGCUUGAGAUAGCGAAUCGAGCAAAUCUCGAAGCAACAUUGGCGGCAUCGACUCAACUGCAAGCGGUAUUGGAAGAAGAACGCAAAACCUCGCAGCAAGAAAGGGAGACGCUUAAGCAACAAAUCUUCCAACUGUUGGAGACAUCAGCUGUUCAGCAACAAGAAAGACUGUCACAGAGACUGAUCAGCACCCAAACCAACCUUGUUGAAGCCACCGAGAGUUUUGAAUCGGCCGACAAAGCGUACAGAGAAGGAAUGGACAAAUGGUGUGUCCAAGACACGGAUUUGAUGGCCACCGUUGUCAAAUCGAAGGACGAAUUAAAGACUAAAAUGAAAGGGGAUUGGACGGCUAUCAAUUCUCGCAACACCUCUAUUCAAAAGUCGACCAAAGCUGUGCACGAAGAAACCGUGAAGAUCGUUGAUGCUCAACUCUCGGAAAUGGCAACUCAAAUGGCCGCUCUUGAUGAGUUCGUGACAAGGGCUCGGUCCCAAAAUGAUAGUCAUCACGCAGCGCGAGUUGUGAGUUUGGGUCAUCUCACUGCAAGUGCGCAGGAUGGACUUGCUCGCGCUAAAGACGAUGCCGAUGAAUGUAGAGUAACAUUUGGUGAAUUCAAUGAAAGCCAAAUUGUACAAAUGGCCGAGAUCGAGCGACUAGUGAGCAGUCUCCAGGAUGAUACUAGACCGCCCUUGCAGGAACUCCAAGCAGAUAUUUUGGACAGCACCAUGACAGAUUACAUGCCGACAGGGCAGACUCCACAAAAGAGAGAAUGGACUUAUCCAACUCAACUUUCACGGACAGCCAAUCAUGAGUCCGUCAUAGCAAGGCGGAGAGGUUUGCCAGAUCCAGCCUUGGCCAUAAUCAAAACACCAACUGGCACAAAGACGCCUGGGCGAUCCCCACGAAAGCAACAAACGUCACCUCGAAAAGGAGCCGCUUCGCCUUCAAAGCCACCGAGUCCAAGCAAGACCAGGGUUUUUACAGAUAUUCAGGAUUCUCAAACAGCUCAAUCUUCCAAAGCAAUCCCUGACCACGGUCAUACUAUCUCGAUCCCGAUUGAUCAGAUGAAGUCCGGGCUCAAGGAGAUCGACAUCAACGUGGUGCCACGGCCGACUUCAUCGUCAGCAGCAGCAGUUUCCGCAGACGAGCGACCGGUGUUGAUAGACUUCAGUAAAAGUAUUGGCAGUACCGGGGUUGGAUGCAAUGGGCCGCCUCCACUGAAGCGACACGCAACGACGAACGCGGUCGUCGAGAGUAGGCUGCCUAUGAAGCUGCCAAGAUCGAGGAGUACUGUGGCAGCGAUGACUACUGGCGUAGAAAACUUCAGCCAGAGUGUUGGUGCCCCUCCUGUGCUCUCGACUGGGAGGCGAUUGAGGAGUAGCCCUCCUGAGUGA
This is a messenger RNA of Exophiala aquamarina CBS 119918, 3621 nucleotides long. RefSeq names its product kinesin family member 11. The record is from RefSeq and is a predicted model, not a curated record. Gene Ontology annotation, molecular function: ATP binding; microtubule binding; plus-end-directed microtubule motor activity. Gene Ontology annotation, biological process: mitotic spindle assembly; microtubule-based movement. The coding region runs from base 1 to 3621 and encodes 1206 amino acids. NCBI's taxonomy places the organism in Eukaryota, Fungi, Ascomycota, Eurotiomycetes, Chaetothyriales, Herpotrichiellaceae. Gene Ontology annotation, cellular component: spindle microtubule; nucleus. The transcript has 2 exons.